UUGAAGAACUUCACUCAGUUAUAACUCAAUAUAAAAAUAUCAUACCAGAGAAUCUUCUUGAUGACUAUUUAACAUAUCCUAAGCCUAAACAUAAUGAUCUACCAAGAAGAGAAUCAGUUCACUAUUUUAAUUCUAAAAUCAUCAAAGCCAAAGAUGCAGCAUUAAUAGCAAGUUGGAUUGAUGAGAAAAAUGGAAUGCCUUAUCGUUUUAAAGAUAUGCCUUACAAAUUUGAACUUAUUUAUCGAGCAAGCAGUGCAAAUUUUAGAAUUGAUCAGUUUCAUAAUAGUUGUGAUUGUCAAGGACCAACUGUUGUUAUAAUUAAAGUUCGAAAUUCAAACGAAAUAAUUGGUGGAUAUAAUCCAUUAGAUUGGUACGAUAACGAUUUUAUACAAAACAAGAGAGAUAUAGAUUUAUUUGGUGAUACAUUUGAUGAUAUAUAUGAUGAAUAUGAUGGUUGUAAGUUCAAAGAAACAUCAAAGAGUUUUAUAUUUUCAUUAUCUAAUGGAACAAUUCCCAAAUUAAGUCGUGUCUCUUAUAAACAAAAAGCAAUCGCUUUGAGUAUUACCAAAGGACCAUGUUUUGGUUGCCGUGAUUUGUGGGUAGAAUGUGAUAGUAGUGGUAGUUCACGAAGAUCAGUUGUUGGUACAAGUAGUCAAUAUUGUUACAUAAGAGUUACUGAUAAGCACACUUUUGAAAUAGAAGAAUAUGAAGUAUUUCGAAUUAAAAAAUUAUCUAAAUUAUCAGGAUUUGUCAAGUCAAUGUUCAAGAAAAUGACUGGAUUUAUAAAAGAUAAUGAAGAAGUACAAGAAGCGCAAGUGCAAGAAGUGCGUGGAUUAGGAAUGG
Molecule: messenger RNA, 843 nt
Organism: Racocetra fulgida
Lineage: Eukaryota; Fungi; Glomeromycota; Glomeromycetes; Diversisporales; Gigasporaceae
Source: the annotation of a GenBank genome assembly